Messenger RNA from Peromyscus leucopus (white-footed mouse), 1114 nucleotides. RefSeq names its product zinc finger protein 580. NCBI's taxonomy places the organism in Eukaryota, Metazoa, Chordata, Mammalia, Rodentia, Cricetidae. Gene Ontology annotation, molecular function: DNA-binding transcription activator activity, RNA polymerase II-specific; RNA polymerase II cis-regulatory region sequence-specific DNA binding. The record is from RefSeq and is a predicted model, not a curated record. The transcript is spliced from 2 exons. The coding region runs from base 187 to 705 and encodes 172 amino acids. Gene Ontology annotation, cellular component: nucleus. Gene Ontology annotation, biological process: regulation of transcription by RNA polymerase II.
UCCAGGGACGCCGUCGCCCCUCGCGCCCCUGCGCCCCCCGACCCGCGUCCCCGGCGCCGCCGGCCCGGAGCUACCCGGAAGCUCGCUCCUGCCGCGGCGCUCGUCAGGGCAAGCCCGGGUCCGUCCGGGACCUCGGCCCCGCUCUCCCCCGGACCCGAGAGGCUGCUGCACCGGCUGCCGCUCCAGAUGCUGCUGCUGCCGCCGCGGCCACCCCACCCUCGGUCCUCCUCCCCGGAGGUCAUGGACCCACCGCCCCCCAAGACUCCCCCUUUUCCCAAGGCGGAAGGCCCCUCCUCCACUUCUUCCUCGGUGGCGGGGCCGCGACAACCGCGGCUGGGCCGCCACCUGCUCAUCGACGCCAACGGGGUCCCCUACACGUACACGGUGCAGCUGGAGGAGGAACCUCGGGGCCCGCCGCAGCGCGAGGCGACCCCGGGAGAGCCGGGUCCUCGCAAGGGCUACAGCUGCCCAGAGUGCGCCCGUGUCUUUGCCAGCCCUCUACGGCUGCAGAGCCACCGCGUGUCGCACUCGGACCUCAAGCCCUUUACAUGUGGUGCUUGCGGCAAAGCCUUCAAGCGCUCCAGCCACCUGUCGCGGCACCGCGCCACCCACCGCGCGCGUGCUGGCCCACCGCACACCUGCCCGCUCUGUCCACGCCGCUUCCAGGACGCCUCGGAGCUGGCGCAGCACGUGCGCCUGCACUGAGCUCCGCCCUGCCCUCUCUGGGCCACCACGUCUGACCCGCACAGCGUCACACCCACACAGUCCCAGUUCUGCUGAGGUUACUGCCUUACCCUAGGCCUCAGUUUCCCCACCUGUCCCCAAAGAGAAACAUCAUUUUGUCUUUUCUCCGUCUAGCUGUGUGAUGUAGACCAAAGUUGUUGCCCCUCUGGGCCUGGGUGUCAGUUGGAACUGGGCUUUGGUCUGGCUGCGCUGGGUGUACGCCUUUGCAAGUGAUGCGGCCUCUCCUGAGUCUUGGUUUUCUACUCUUGCCAAGAGGUGAGGUCCUCGUGGAAGACAUGGCAAAAGCACCAGCACGGUCUGGAUCAUCUCUGUACUUCCCUCUAAUGCCCACGACCCCUCAUUCUUUCCCCAAUAAACAUUCCGCACUUCA